AUGGAGAUCGACAAGAAAGUAACCGCAGACGAUACCAUCAACGAGAAAGAUGUGCAAAUUGGCAUUAUAACGGACCUCGAUGAAGGAGAGGUCUUCCUCCGCCAACAUGGAUUCAAUCAAGAGGCUAUCCAGACACUCCUGGAUGACGAGCCACGCAACAACGCCCUGGUCCGAAAGGUAGAUCUCGUGUUGCUGCCUUUACUUUCCGGGACAUAUAUGCUCCAGUAUAUCGAUAAAUCAGCUCUCGCCUACUCUGCCGUGUUUGACCUUCUUCCUUCGACGCAUAUGACAAGCGACCAAUACAGCUGGCUUGCCAGUAUCUUCUAUUUCGCAUACCUCGUUGCCGAAUACCCAUGGGGUAUUCUCGCUCAGAAAACAAAGCUUGCGAAAGUCGUGUCUGGGAAUAUUAUUGCCUGGGGAGCGAUGCUCAUGAUUACUGCCGCCUCUUCCUCCUUCACGGGAAUGGCUAUCUGUCGCUUCCUUCUGGGAGUUUUCGAGGCCCCCAUCACCCCUUGUUUUAUGAUGAUGAUUGGAAUGUGGUACACACGUGCUCAACAACCUUUCCGUGCCGGUGUCUUCUACAGCUGCAACGGACUGGGGGCUAUGGUGGGUGGCAUUCUCACAUAUGGAAUUGGACAAAUCCACACCAUCGCCGUAUGGAGAGCCAUCUAUCUGAUUCUGGGCGGCAUUACCCUCGUCUGGGGAGUUGUGAUGCUUCUCUUCCUCCCAGAUGACGUUGUCUCAUCGAAGCGUUUCACUUUGGACGAAAAGGCCCUCCUCAUUGGCCGCGGCCGACUCGGUCACACUGGGAUCAUCAAUCACCAAAUCAAAUGGUAUCAGAUACGCGAAGCACUGCUAGAUCCACAAGUCUGGAUCUUGUUCUUGUUCACUCUUCUGAACGAGGUCGUAAAUGGUGGGAUCGCGGGCUUCGGAAAACUGAUCAUUAAGGGGUUAACCGAUAAUUCAGCUACUGCUGUUGCUUUGGGUAUUCCCUUUGGAGGAUUCCAGAUCUUCUAUGUCCUAGGAGGAACGUAUCUUGCAUCUAGAGUCAAAAACUUCCGAACUGUCGUCAUGUUCGUUUACUUGAUGCCGACUGUCAUCGGCGCCUGUCUCCUAUGGAAGUUGGACCAUGAAACACACAAGGUCGGUGUGUUAUUUGGUUAUUAUAUCAUUGGCGCCUAUGUCUGCUCUCUGGUACUGGCUUUGCAAAUGCCGGCGACAAACCUAGGUGGUUAUACAAAACGUACAACCAGUGUUGCCUUGGUGUUUUUGGCAUACUGUGCCGGCAAUAUCAUUGGACCUCACGCGUUUCUCGCAGAGGAAGCGCCCACAUACCAGACUGGAGUCAAGCUCAUCCUAGCAUGCUCGUCUGCGCAAGCAGCUUUAGCUGUUCUUCUGCGUUUUAUGCUGGCUCGCAGAAACAAGCACCGAGAUGCCGCAUCUGCUGCUAUUGGUCAGAUCGAGUCAUCCACCGACGAGAGCGCUGGAGCAGAUCUAACCGAUUUUGAGAACCCGAACUUCCGAUACGUUCUUUGA
Messenger RNA from Penicillium robsamsonii, 1536 nucleotides. Its product is annotated as putative MFS transporter. Gene Ontology annotation, molecular function: transmembrane transporter activity. The coding region runs from base 1 to 1536 and encodes 511 amino acids. Gene Ontology annotation, biological process: transmembrane transport. Gene Ontology annotation, cellular component: membrane. The transcript has 2 exons. NCBI's taxonomy places the organism in Eukaryota, Fungi, Ascomycota, Eurotiomycetes, Eurotiales, Aspergillaceae. The record is from RefSeq and is a predicted model, not a curated record.